Messenger RNA from Asparagus officinalis (garden asparagus), 656 nucleotides. RefSeq names its product 60S ribosomal protein L35-like. NCBI's taxonomy places the organism in Eukaryota, Viridiplantae, Streptophyta, Magnoliopsida, Asparagales, Asparagaceae. The transcript has 4 exons. Bases 103 to 474 code for a protein of 123 amino acids. The record is from RefSeq and is a predicted model, not a curated record. Gene Ontology annotation, biological process: translation; maturation of LSU-rRNA from tricistronic rRNA transcript (SSU-rRNA, 5.8S rRNA, LSU-rRNA). Gene Ontology annotation, molecular function: structural constituent of ribosome; mRNA binding. Gene Ontology annotation, cellular component: ribosome; cytosolic large ribosomal subunit.
UUAGGGUUUUGUCACUCGCUAGGGUUUUUAAGCAACUUUCUCCCCCUUCCUCUCCUCUCCGCCUCCAUUCACCUCCUGCUCAAUCUCGCCAUCUCAAUCCCAAUGGCGAGAAUCAAGGUCCACGAGUUGCGCGGGAAAUCGAAGGCCGAUCUCCUCAACCAGCUCAAGGAUCUCAAGGCGGAGCUCGCCCUCCUCCGCGUCGCCAAGGUCACCGGCGGUGCCCCCAACAAGCUCUCCAAGAUCAAGGUGGUGAGGCUCGGGAUCGCGCAGGUGCUGACGGUGAUCUCGCAGAAGCAGAAGGCGGCGCUGAGGGAGGCUUACAAGAAGAAAAAGUUCCUGCCUUUGGAUCUCAGGCCCAAGAAAACUCGCGCCAUCAGGAGGAAGCUCACCAAGCAUCAGGAAUCAUUGAAGACUGAGCGAGAGAAGAAGAGAGAAAUGUAUUUCCCAAAGAGGAAAUAUGCUAUUAAGGCAUAGAUUAGCUUAGGUUGAUUUCCUUUAUUUCUGGGUGUUAUUUCAGUUUUGAGUUUGUUUUGUUAAUCAGAGGCUCAUAUUUAGGGUAUUUGAGAUCAAGAUCUGUUGAAACCUCAUGCAGGAUAUUGUCUCCAAUCUCCAAUUUGACAGCUUUCAAUUAUCUAUUGUUGUGUGCAUUUUUUUUC